Molecule: messenger RNA, 3813 nt
Organism: Jaculus jaculus (lesser Egyptian jerboa)
Lineage: Eukaryota; Metazoa; Chordata; Mammalia; Rodentia; Dipodidae
Gene: Eps8
Product: epidermal growth factor receptor pathway substrate 8
Exons: 21
Coding region: 191-2662 (823 amino acids)
Biological process (GO): regulation of Rho protein signal transduction; positive regulation of ruffle assembly; Rho protein signal transduction
Cellular component (GO): ruffle membrane; vesicle; plasma membrane
Molecular function (GO): actin binding
Source: RefSeq, a predicted model, not a curated record
ACCCAAGGAGAAACUUUGCUCAGGGUAGCACAAGAUCGAAACUGAAGACCCGCCCUCUCCGUGGCUGGGGACCAAAGGUCACUUGGCACAUCAGUGAGCUCGGGGGAAUGCCCUCUCACUGUCGCCUUGAGAAGCUCUUGGAGGAGUUUUGCCUGGACUGUGUGGGAGGUACGCAGGAGGGAGAGCCACAAUGAAUGGCCAUAUAUCUAACCAUCCCAGUGGCUUUGGAGUGUACCCAUCUCAAAUGAAUGGCUACGGAUCUUCACCUCCCUUCUCCCAGAUGGACAGAGAACAUAGUUCCAAGUCCAGCGCAAAGGCACUGUAUGAACAAAGGAAGAAUUAUGCCCGAGACAGUGUGAGCAGCGUGUCGGAUGUUUCCCAGUACCGUGUGGAACACUUGACCACCUUUGUGCUGGACCGGAAAGAUGCCAUGAUCACUGUGGAUGAUGGCAUAAGGAAGCUGAAGUUGCUUGAUGCCAAGGGAAAGGUCUGGACUCAAGACAUGAUUCUCCAAGUGGAUGACCGAGCCGUGAGCCUGAUCGACUUAGAAUCGAAGAAUGAACUGGAGAAUUUUUCCUUGAACACGAUCCAGCACUGCCAAGCGGUGAUGCACGUGUGCAGCUACGAUUCCAUCCUUGCGCUGGUGUGCAAAGAGCCGACCCAGAACAAGCCGGAUCUCCACCUCUUCCAGUGUGACGAGGUGAAGGCAAACCUCAUUAGUGAAGACAUCGAAAGUGCCAUCAGUGACAGUAAAGGUGGGAAACAGAAGAGGCGGCCUGAGGCCCUGAGGAUGAUUUCCAAAGCGGAUCCUGGCAUCCCGCCUCCACCAAGAGCUCCUGCCCCAGUGCCACCAGGCACCGUCACCCAGGUGGACGUUAGAAGCCGAGUGGCCGCGUGGUCUGCAUGGGCGGCUGACCAGGGGGACUUUGAGAAAGCCCGGCCGUAUCGCGAGCAGGAAGAAACGGCUGAAAUGAUGGCUGCUCGGAUUGACAGGGAUGUGCAAAUCUUAAACCAUAUUUUGGAUGACAUUGAAUUCUUUAUCACAAAACUCCAAAAAGCAGCGGAAGCAUUUUCUGAGCUUUCCAAAAGGAAAAAAAGCAAGAAAAGUAAAAGGAAAGGACCAGGAGAGGGUGUUUUAACACUGAGGGCAAAACCACCACCUCCUGAUGAAUUUAUUGACUGUUUCCAGAAGUUUAAACAUGGAUUUAACCUUCUGGCCAAACUGAAGUCUCAUAUCCAGAACCCAAGUGCUUCAGAUUUGGUUCAUUUCUUGUUUACUCCAUUAAAUAUGGUGGUACAGGCAACAGGAGGUCCUGAACUGGCCAGUUCUGUUCUCAGCCCGCUGUUGACUAAAGACACCGUUGAUUUCUUAAAUUACACUGUCACUGCUGAUGAGCGGCAGCUGUGGAUGUCAUUGGGUGAAACCUGGCUGAAAGUCAGAGCAGAGUGGCCGAAAGAACAGUUUAUUCCUCCAUAUGUUCCUCGGUUCCGCAACGGCUGGGAGCCCCCGAUGCUGCACUUUGUGGGGGCACCAAUGGAGCAAGAUGUGUACCAGCUGGCCGAGUCCGUGGCCAGCGCAGCCGAGCAUCAGCGCAAACAAGACAUCAAAAGGGUGCCCGCGGAGCAUUCCAAUGUGUCGGAGUAUUCUCCACCUGAUGGGUAUGCGUUCGGUAACAACAACAUGUACCCCAGAGGGCCCCAUCUGGACCAAGGGGAAGCCACUGUCGCUUUCAAGCCAACUUCUAACCGCCAGGCAGAGAGAAGUUAUGACUCACUCAAAACACAGCCGAAGAAAUAUGCCAAAUCCAAGUAUGACUUUGUGGCAAGGAACAACAGUGAGCUGUCAGUCCUGAAGGAUGAUAUUUUAGAGAUCCUCGAUGACAGGAAGCAGUGGUGGAAAGUUCGAAACGCAAGUGGAGACUCUGGGUUUGUGCCAAAUAACAUCCUGGAUAUAGUCAGGCCUCCGGAAUCCGGACUCGCGCGUGCCGACCCACCGUACACACACACCAUACAGAAACAAAGGAUGGAGUUUGGUCCAAGACCAACUGAUGCUCCGUCUGCACCAUCGCCUCCUCCAACACCAGCUCCCAUUCCGGUGCCCCUUCCACCUUCGAUGCCAGCACCUGUUCCCGUGUCAAAGAUCCCAGCAAAAGUCACCCGUCAGAACAGCAGCUCCAGUGACGGCGGCGGCAGUGUGGCCCGAGACGGCCAGCGAUACAAGCAGCUUCCCGUGGACCGAAGGAAGUCCCAGAUGGAGGAGGUUCAGGACGAGCUCUUCCAGAGACUCACCAUCGGCCGGAGCGCCGCACAGAAGAAGUUCCACGUGCCACGGCAGAACGUGCCAGUUGUGAACAUCACGUAUGACUCCACCCCGGAGGACGUGAAGACCUGGCUACAGUCGAAGGGGUUCAACCCUGUGACCGUCAAUAGUCUUGGAGUGUUGAAUGGUGCACAGCUCUUCUCUCUCAAUAAAGAUGAACUGAGAUCAGUGUGUCCUGAAGGGGCCAGAGUCUUUAGCCAAAUCACCGUGCAGAAGGCCGCACUAGAGGACAGCAGCGGCAGUUCUGAGCUGCAAGAAAUCAUGCGGAGGCGGCAGGAAAAAAUCAGCGCCACCGCCAGCGACUCGGGAGUGGAGUCCUUCGACGAAGGGAGCGGCCACUAACAUGCUGUUGGUUUGCUUGUUGCUCAAACUCCGUGGUUCUUGGCAUUACUCCAACAUGCUUUGUUUUAAGAAGCCUGGAAGGGAAUGUCACAUGCAUUUCGCUUGGGAGAGGUAACUUAUUGUCCGAAGGAAACAGCGUCCACCUGAGGAAGCAGAGCAUUUGCUAUGGUGCCCGUCCUUUUGAUGAACCCUGAAAAGUUUUAGACAGGAUGCUUUUGACCUUCAGAGAGAUUUUUCCCACUUCAUCAAGACUCUCCCUAUUGCAUUCAUUAUCUCACUUUCAUCUCAUGACAUAAGUAGCAAUACUUGGACAAUGGUGAUCUUAUUCCAUGGCAACAGAGAAAAGAAGUCGCCCGUCAUUGGAAACCUUAGUGUUCAGCUGUGGGUGGCUACGGUGACUGCCACCCAGGGAGAGGUGCCCCUAGGCUGGCCGCUGCUUACGUAGAUCUCUCUGACAUACCCUGUGAUAGAACAUUUGGACUUAUUUAAAGUUCUUAAUGCCAACAGUUAAAAAAAAAAAAGAUAAAAUAUUUGAAUGAAGUGUACAGUAUAGCCAGACUUUGAACGUGCAAAUAUACAACUGUCGAGCAUUCCCAAGACAUUUGUUUCUCAUAGCUCUGUUGAUUGUGAACUCUUGCAUAGCUUGUAUUUUGAUUUACUUAAUAUUCUGUUACUAUGUAUACUGUGUAAUUAAUUGCAUAUGAGAAAGCACAAAUGGGGGAAAACUCAUAUACAUUCAAAGCCUAUCAAAGUAAGUAGCCCACAUUGGUGUGUAUUUACAGUAUUUUGCUUAAUGAAGGCCCCAGUUAUGAAUAUUGGUAUAAGAGGUAAAAGGGUAUUGGGGCCAUCUUAUGUGUUUUAUCUGUGUAACAAGAAAUAAUUUACACGUCCUUUAAUCCUGUGAAAGAUUCUAGAUUGAGAAAAGAAAGAUACUUAACCUUCAACAAAUGUUAUUUUUGGAAACACGCUGUUUUGUCAUUAAAUGUUAUAUUAUUUCACAUAUAUAAAGCAGAUGUUAUGUAAGAAUGUUGUAUAUUUUAACAUAAAUCCAUUUAGAGAGAUUAUCUAGAUUCAUUAACUUUUCAUAGUGCCUUUUCACACGAGUCAGCGGAAAAGUCUGCAAUAAACAGUAUUUGCUGUCUGUUAAUAAA